This is a messenger RNA of Gorilla gorilla gorilla (western lowland gorilla), 18378 nucleotides long. Its product is annotated as putative methyltransferase-like protein 21E. NCBI's taxonomy places the organism in Eukaryota, Metazoa, Chordata, Mammalia, Primates, Hominidae. Bases 9985 to 10854 code for a protein of 289 amino acids. The record is from RefSeq and is a predicted model, not a curated record. The transcript is spliced from 3 exons.
GUUUAUGUAGCUUACCAAUUCUAAGAAGACAAAUAACUAAUAGAAUAUAAAGUGUCACCUUUGCAAUAUUCAUUAAUGUCUUAAAUGGAGCUGGGACUUUUAUCAAUGGCAUAUUAUGUCUUGGUUUAUAUUUGUGAGCCUGCAAACAUCUUGAAUCGUGUUUAAGUCUAUUACUAUACCAUGAUCUUGAUGAUAUGUUAAGGAUACUUUUGACAGAUUAAAUUAAAUAUAUAGACUUACUAAGCAUGUACAGGGUUUUUGAUCUUCAAAUAAGGAAUACAUUUUUUUCUCAAGUGCUGUACACUAAAUGUGUGAUGUGAUUUCCAAGCAAAUUUUAUUUCAGAUAAGAAGCUUGCAAGAAAGAUAAAAAUGGUUUUAUGUGAAAACUAUAAGUUUUUACUAGUAGUUGGAUGAAAGGUGAAUUUAGGCUAUACAAACAUCUGUAGCCUGAGUUUAUGGUUCCUCUAACUAUUUAUUAGAGGCAAAUACAUAAUGUAAUUUGACCUCUGAAUGUAAAGAGAUUAAGUUUGAAUUCUACUAUCAGUGUGGUUAUUUGAAAUUGAACCAUCAUUUUUAUAUAGUCUUAAGUAUCAAGCGUGACUUUGCAUGGGUUAUGUAAUAUAACUGUCCCCGUUGUCUUGAGAUCAAAAGUACAGACAUACACUCUUGACAGACUAGAAAAAUUACCAUAUUUUUGUAGAGCAGUUGUAAUACAAAUCUAAAUAUCUUGAUUUCUUUUGUUCUCUCAUUAUCUGCACACACUGUAGAUGUUUUCUGAACACUAUAGUUCUGGUUUUUCUGUUUUUGGCCAUUCCAGGUGGCUUCUACCUAGGGAGAACACAUCUUUAGGCCAAGAAAGCUGGGUGUAUGCCCAGUGUUGGCAGCCUGCCUGGCUUAAACACAAAUAGUUUUACCAAGCGAUUCUUGCAAACCUAACCAUUUAAGUUGAUCACUUAGAGAACCCAGCCAUUUAGAUGAUUUGAAUGAAGAUGCAAUUUCUGUAUGGUUUAUGAAUAAAAUUAUAUCAUCAUUACCAUUAGUAACAAUUCUUGGUUUCAACUGUGUAGAAGAUAAUUUGGCAAAUUACAAAGGAAGUGGAAGAAGUUCAAGGUAAGGUUGAGACGGAACUAGCAUUACAAUGUUUUACAACACAAACAAACACACUCUGUAAUCAUCUAUAUAGCCAAAUGAAGCUUUAAAAAUGUGUUCACACACACAGAGCUAAGUUAAGGAUGUGCCCUUGGAGCAGAUCAGGUGGCAUUUAGUUGGAAAGGCGUCACCAAGUAGAGGAACACUCAGUUCUCAAGUACUGAAGGAUACUGACUUUUCCUGCCCUCUUUUAUACUUAGAAUCCUGUGCUUGGAAAGGAUAGAGCAAACCCAUAGCUCAGUGCUCAUAUUUCAACACUGGCAUGAAGAUCCAAGAACUAUAGGAUGUCACUUAUUUAUACACAGAUUAAAAUUAGGGCUAUGGUGGGUGCUAAAAAAUUCUUCUGUAUGUGUUUCUAAGGCUAUAUUAUAAUCUAAGGUGUCUAAAACCUUACCCACAUUAACUAUUCUAAAUAUCCUAUGUUGCCUGCCUCAUGCCAGCAGCCUCUCUCCAGCUGUUAGUGCACAUAGCAAUCUGUUAUAGAACAGUAGGGUCACCGGAGGACCUGCAGCCUUGGGGCAGAUUCAUCCUUGCCCAAGGCUCAGUGAUUCUGGCUCACAAUGACGCUCGAGUCUGUCACGUCAGCUGCUUACUUGAUAUCCUACUUACUACCUCUUGUCAGUUUAGGGCCUUCAAGACAUAGAUGCCAAAAUGGGGCUAAGCAUGUAAGGGAUUUACUGGGGGAAAUGUUUGUGGAGGAUAAGGAAGAAAACAGAAGUAGGCAAGGGGAGCCUUCAGAGCCCAACGUGGGUCCAGUGCCCGUGAGAGGAGACAGAAGACAGAUUGGAUGGGAAGAGUCUCCAAUUGCAACACAAUUCUGAGACAGUCUCAGGUGGGCUGAUGAAAAUCCCUGAGCAGGAGUUGCCCACUAGAGGAGUGUCCUAUGUGGAACAAGAACUGGCUGGCUUGAGUAGGCAGCCCCAGGAGGAACAUGGUCUCCCAGGAGCCACAGGUGCAGCAAUGGGCAGUGUUGGGCAACUCUGCUCCUUGUGGCAGGUUCUCUUAAUCUGAGUGGCACACCAGGGUAAUAUGUAUUUAAAAUAAUUUUCCUUUACAGGUUUGCCCUUCCACCUAUAUUUUCGAUCUCACUCAAUGGCAACAUCACUCCCCAGGCUACCCAGAAACCUGGAAUCAUCCUGAUUUUCUCCCUUUCCUUUACACCCUUCAUCAUUACAUCUCAUUGAUUUUACAUUCCUGAUAUGUUUCCCUACCCCUUGUUCCAUUUCCACCAUCACUUACCUUGAUUCAGUUCUUCAUUAUCUCUGCUCCUGACUGCUGUUAACCACCUUCUAAUUGGCUGUCUCGCUCUGGGCCAACUCCCUUUCUUUACCCUCUCUAGUUCUUUUCCCACACUGUAACCUGCACUGCAUGAUCUUUUAAAAAUCCAAAUCUUGUCACAUUUGUCUUCUGCUUAAAAUUCUUCAGUGCCUCAUUAUUUCUUACAGGAUAAAAUCAAGGCUUCUUAGUAUGGUGUAAUGUGUUUUACCUUGUGCUACUAUCCUCAUUUAUCCUAUAUUCUGGUUCUCAGGGUUUCCAAAGUUGGUCAGGAGACUUUUUGCCAGUGGGCUUUUGCACAUGUCAUUUCCUGUGUAUGGCAGGUCUUCCCUUCUCCUAUUUGACAAACUCAUAAUUAGGAAGGCUCAGAUAAGUCUUUCCUGAGCUCUCUGAGAGGUGGAACUUUCUAUUUUUGCAUUGCCUACUGAAGUCUCUGUUAUAGCACUUUUACUGAACCUCUCUUAUAUAGCACUUGGUCUGCCUUCUAAUUCAUAGUGCCCAGGUACUUAAUAAGUGAGUGAAUGAAUGAAUGAAUGAAUUACCUAUAACAUAACCGUAUUGGCUGACUUAAAUUUGCUCAUGAGUGAUGAUCUUGUAUUUCUGAUCAUAAGUCAGUUGACUCACUUCAGGACCUAAUAUAAUGUUCUACUCAAGGCGUCACAUUAAAAAUUUUCAGGAGCAUCUUCAUAAAUCUUUGCAGAAUUGGAUUAAUGGGUAAUAUGGUUUUUAUAAACAGUAUUGCAUUAAUAUAUAUGGAAAUUUAUGUAAUUCUACCACUGUUUUAAGAAACCUAUCAAACUAUAGUCUGAGGCAAUAUAUUUAAUAUACUAGUUGGAGUACUAUAGCACAUAUAAUUACUAAAGUGAGAAUAAUAUAUUAACACAUUUUAAACAUUUUACAAGUAACAUGAAUAAUUAUCUUCCAGAUAAGACUAAUACAUUUUCUACAUGUUGAAUAAAAAUAACUCUUGAAUAUAGCAGUCUACUUCAGAUGUCUUCAAAACUCAGAUUUGAAUGUCAAGUUUGAAUGUCAAUUGUCACCCCUAGGGGAGGCAUACCACCACUUUGAAAGCACACAAGUUCAUACUUGGCUCCUUGACCCAAGGCCUUCAUUUAGACUCUUGUCAUUUUUCAUCUAGAUUGUUCCAAUAAUCUUCUAAUUAGCUUGUAAGGUCACCAGUUCUUCAGCUCCUGUCAGAUGUAGUUCUUAAAUAUCAAAUCUGAUCAUGUCAAUUCCUGUUCUAAUAAUCUUUAUUAGCUCCUCCUCACCUUAUAGAACAAAGGUCAAUGUUGCACAUAAAUUUAAUCCCAACCUACUUCUUCAGGCUUAUUUUCUAUAGUUCCCCUCCAUGCACCUUGUGUAAUAUUGAUUAUAAUCCUUAAAGACACAAUCCAAAAUGCCAUGAUCCUGAAUGUUGAAAUCCCCAAAGAACAAACGCCCUUACAUCUAAUUGAAUUCCCAAACCGUAAUGAUAGAUUUGGAAUUAGGUGCCAUCAGAACUUCUAAAGGUGGAUUUCAAGGUGUUAGCAACAGUUUCUUUUUCCAUUCAGCCCAAUACAUUUGCCGGAAAAUUCAGAUGAAUGGAUUGCCUGUAGAAUAUAGUAACAUGGAAACCUUCAGUUUAUAACGCAUUAUUUGUCUGCAUUGGCAUUCCUUCUAGCUGAUGAAGUUCUAGGAGGUCUUAAUGAGUUAAAGCUGAAUUUGCCUGAUGAAGCCAGCAAAGUUACUGACUCUAAAAUAACUAUGUGCAUGGUAGGAUAAGAAAGCACACAAUGAUGUUGCUGUUCGAUCACCAGUAUUGUUUCAGCCAAAUCUGUGGUCUGUAUAUGAGUGCAUGAGCAAAGGAUUUCCAUGUACCCAAAACAACAUAGAAGCAUGACACAGAAGAUAGGAAAUUUAAUAGAAAAUGCUCAUGUCAGUGUAUAUUGAAUAAAACUAGACUUUCAAAAAGAGCAGCAUCAUGUAGAAAAUCAAUGUGAAUGUAUUCUUCAAGAAGAGCCAUGUCCUAAAAGAAAAGAAACAGUUACUCAUCUCCACGCAAGACUUCAGAAUAGAGUUAAUGAUUGUGGAAGUCGGCCAGCUCUUAUGGGCUACCUCCGUGCAGUUGCCCAUAAUUUAUCCCUGUAAUACACUUUUUCAUAUGUUGAAUUUUCUUUUUAGUUUCUUUGGGAAGGUUUUGUUUUCUUUUUCCUUUUUUAAAGUUUUUUUCCUCACCAUUUUAAAUCAUCAGCAUUAUUUUUUACAACUCACUAUGGUAUGCUACAUGUUUCAUCUUUACAUUUCCAAAACUAGAGGCAUAAAUUGUAUGAGCUUUUAGAGAGUUCUAAUUUGUUUUAUGCACUUUUUUUUUUCAAAUUUGACUCCAUGGAAGUGCAUUUUAAUAACACUGACUUUGUGUGUAAGCAUUGUGCAUAUAUAUGUAAAAACCUUAAAACUUCUUCAGUAAAUAAAGGGAUAUCCUUUUUCUGCAUCUGCAUUUGUGAAAGAUAACAUUUUCAAGAUCUCAGCUCUUUAGGCAACUGUAUAUGACUGUAUAUGUGGUGGUGACCCAUUGUUGGUAUUUAAUUUUAAUUUUUUUAGCAAGGGGCGUCUCACUAUGUUGCCCAGGCUGGGCUCUAAUGAUCCUUCCACGUCAGCUUCCUGAGUAGCGGGGACUACAGGCGUGAGCCACUGCAUCCAGCUCCACUGUAGGUUUGGAUCAGUUUCAUCAAAAGACUUAGGUUUCAUCAGGAUAUUUCAAGUGACCAAACUAUAUAAGUGAUUUCUUUAUGAAUACAAUUUUUCUGCUCAUAACUGUUAUGCCUGUGUAACUGUGGGUAGCACACCUGAGUGCUUAUCAUUGCAAAAUUAUGUACAUUAUUAUUGCCAAUUUUAUUGUAUAAAGUAGCCCACAAAGUGUUCUGUUGUGUUUUUAUGUUUCUAAACUCUUUUAAAAAUGUAAAUAUGUUUUAAAGAACUUUUAGAAUUAUUUUUAUCAGAAUUAUGUAUUUGGGGUUUUGAUCUUUCAGGAUUCAACACUGGGGAUUAUGGCAUCAGAAACUGUCUUUUUGGAUUCUGGCCUAAACCCCUAGCCUUGUACCCUCGCUCCAUAGAUCUUCUAACAGCUCCUGGGCUUAAAUAUCUCCUCUUUCAUGAUGCUUCUCCUGAUUCAACCAACCAGUGGUGCUUCCCAUAGCAUUUUAGAAAGACCUGUUUUAUAGCAUUUAUCAAGGUAUUGACAUUUGUUUAGUUGUCUGCCCCUUCCAUGAUCGCAGUAGCAAACUUGUAGUACAACUAAUUUAGGUUCUUUAUUUUUCCACUUGCAUCCUGAGCAACCUCAAUAAAAGAUGCAUUUUCUGUCUUUUGUAAACACAAAAUGUAGCAUUGUUUGGUCUACUUGAUUAGAGUUACAACCUCUGUACAUUCUUGAAACUAAGAAGACCAGCAGACAGAGGAUAUUUGUAGAAUCUUCUCAGGAAUUGGUUUCAACAUAAGGGUCCAAGACCUUGGCAUUGCUGAGGUUUUCAGAAUUCUAUCUUUUAAGUUAAGCCUGUGACUAUUUACUAAUCUGAAAAUAUCUUUAACUUCUUUUUUUUAAUCUGUAGGCAUUUCUAAGAAGCACAUGACAUUCAGCUUUGAAUAGAAGAUUCAUUUGAAUGACAGUUUCUUUCAUUUAGUAGAGGGGAUUUUACUUUAAAUUUUGCUGACAGGUUUUCAUGACAGCCCUCAAAUGGAAGCUUGAAUUCACUUGUCACAGCUAUUAAAGAGUUGUUGUUGUUGUUGUUUUUUUUUUUGUUUUGUUUUUUUUGGUGGGGGAUGCAUUUCUGUGAUCUGGUCCUUCCACUUAUUAUUGCUAUUAUUGACCUUAAAAGUAUAGAAGAGAAGAAUAUAGACAAAUCCUCUAUUUUUGAAGGCUUGUUGUAAUCCAGCAUUGAAGUCAAUUCACUGUUGAAUUUUCCUCUUAAAAUCAUCAUCAUAAUGUGGCAGAAUCUUGCUACUUUUCACUUUAUACUUGAAAUCCCUUUAAUUCUCAGGAGAACAAGAGCACCUGGUAGAUUUUAUUUACUAUCAGCAAAGAAUGAAUAGCAGGAAAUGGUGUUAAGACUUUUUUUGUAUCAAAAGCAUUAAAAUAGAUAAGCCCAAGAUAGCAACGUAAUUGUAAUACUCUGUCUUGAUUAUGUUUUAUUUACAAUCUAUUUUAAUAUUUGUGUUUUAAUAUUAAAUUCACCAAUAAAAUAAUGUUCUAAAACUAUAGUAGAUAGCUUUUAUCUGAAGGUACAGUUAUCAGAAGUUUGCUGCUUUUCAUAUAGGGAAGCCGAUGUACAGAAUCUUGUGUAAUAUUAUCUGGUUUUUGUUAUUUGUCCUGGGGGCUAAGUGCUAGAUAAUGAGGAAAGAAUAUAUGUGGAAAAAUUAUUCUUCAGAAAUGUAUAUUAAAAUUCCAUUGUAUGGCAAUGCUAUUAAUUUUUGUAGGAAUUGCUCUUCACAUCUUAAAAACCAGACUAUCUACUAAUUCACCAAUCUUCUCUAUAUUCGACUCAUAUUCAACAACUAAAUAAGCAUGCAGUUUAAGGGGCAUGUUCUUUGUAAAUUAUUUGGAGCAUAGAUUUUUUCCUUUUUAUUACAACAAGGCUGCUGUAGGGACGCCUUUAUAAUAGGGCAGCUCUUUCCAUUAGAUUCUUGUUUAGAGAUUCUUAUUAUCAACCUUGAAAUGGGUGGUGUUAUUGUUGGAGCUUAAUAUUAAACAUGUCUUGAUUUACAUAAAUAAUUACCAUUAAAACUAUCACCUCAAGGCCAGGCGCAGUGGCUCACGUCUGUAAUCCCAGCACUUUGGGAGGCUGAGGUGGGUGAAUCAGUUGAGCUCAGGAGUUGGAGACCAGCCUGGGCAACAUGGUGAAACCCCGUCUUUACUAAAAAAAUACAAAAAUUAGCCAGGCGUGGUGGCGCAUGGCUGUAGACUCAGCCACUCAGGAGGCUGAGGCACUAGAAUCGCUUGAACCCAGGAGGCGGAGGUUGCAGUGAGCCGGGAUUGUGCCACUGCACUUCAGCCUGGGUGACAGAGCCAGACUCUGUCAAAACAAAACAAAACAAACAAACAAACAAACAAAACCCUCAAAAAACAAAACAACAACAAAAAAACAAAGUAUUACCUCAAAAUCUUUAAAUAGAAGAAGUUCACACUAGAAAACAGCAACCAAUGUUUUAAGAUGGAAAUAAUUGUCUGUUUAUGUGUAUAUGUUUGCUUUUAAAAUUUUACACUUUUAGGCAAAUUAUUUUUUUCCGUGUCAUAAAGAAAUUUUAUUUUAAUCCUCAUUCCUCUAAAAGAAUUUUUAUGAUUUUAUCAGCAUGAUACUUACAAAGAGCAUAUCCCCCUUUAGACAAAUUAUUUUAGGCAGCCAAGUUUAGUUUAUUUGGGUUUCAUGCUAUAAAUUAUGCUAAUUUAUGAAGGUUAUUUCUUGUUGGAUGCUUGUAGUAUUCGUAUAAUAUUUAAAUGCAAAAGAGAAUAUUAAUAUAAAGUGUUAUCAAUUAAAUUUUAUUCAACCUGAUAAUGUUUUCUGUGAUACAUGAUCAUCGUAGGUGUAUAACUAAUUUUGCAUUACCAUUUAUGAGUGAUAUAGUUGUGUUCUUUUUAAAGUGUGUAUGCAAUUAGUAGUGGUUAUAUUCAUUUCGUGAAAUCUCUUUGAAGGUCCUUUGUUUUAGGAGUGUAAGUAAUUUUCAUUAUAAUAUGUUCAUAUAUUUUUUAAUCUCAUUUCCAUAUGAAGGUAAAGAUGGGGUCAUUCUUAGAAUGAAAUAACUCUAUUCAGAAGGACGCAGUCAAAAGCUAGGAAUUCAUUUGUUAUCCCUCUGUAGUUGUUAGGACAGGAGCACUAAUCUGGCCAGCUAACCUUUAAAAGAACAUGCAAAGUCAAAGAUGUCAGGUUGUACCAGUAAAUAUUCACCAGCAAAGUUUUUACAUCAAAGACUGGAACUUUCGAAGAUGCUCCUGGGACUUAGUGUACUCUAACAUCUAUUCAUCCCUGGUACCUUAGGUGACUUGUCAUAGAAGUGCUACAUUUACAAGUAGUAUGCAAGGAGGCCCAAGAGGACAAAUUCAGUUAAAGGUCAAGGAAGCAAUUAACGUUCUCUACUUUUCCCUAAAGAACUUCCACAGCAAAUGUUGCCCUCCCCCUGCACCCCCAAUCUUACCAAGGCAAGUGCAUAUAGUGAAAUGGAAGUUAAAGUUCAAAUAAAACACGUUUCCAAUAUUAUUUGGUUCUUAGAGCUCUUCCUGAAUGUGAAUGCAUACUGUUGUUUAAGGUGAAGUACAGUGAAAAAUAUUAGAAGAGAUGGCUCUUGCUGAAAAAUACCAAAUUUCUAUUUCUUUGUUUCCCCUGCAUCUCUGUCAAGGGUGAAUGUUUGCAGUAGUGGUAGAGGUGGGUGGUAGGCUGGGCCCUUCCUGUGGAUGUGGUUAAAUUGGAGUUCUUUUGAGGAGUACAUGAUUCUGUUUGUAUUCUAAGCAGGACACACACACACACACACACACACACACACACACACAGACACGCACACGCAUGCACCCCAACCUUCUAUUUUCUAGUCCUUCAAAUUUUGAAAACUCUUGCGUUCACUCAGGUCUUUUCUUCUUUUUGUUGAACAUGUUGAACUCCCCAAAACUGUCCUUAUAAGGCCGAGUUUCAAGAUUUCUCACCUCCCAGUUGCUACAGUUUCUCAGUGUCCCUCUAAAGUGAGCCUUCCCUAACUGGAUGUACAAGUAUAAUCUGACUGGUGUAAAAGAAAGCCUCUACCUCCAUGAUUUUGGAAAUUACAUUUUUAAUGUGGGCUAGCUGCACCGAUUUUUUGAUGGUCAUAUUAAACUUUUGACUCAUAUUGAGCUUGUGGCCAAGUAAAUGUAUCUGUCUGUCCCCACCCCCUACACAGUGCUGCUAAACUCAGGCUGAAUACGGACUUUAGACUUAUCUUUAUUACAUUUCACAUUGUUAAGACCAAUCCAUUUUUACAACUGAAGACAUUUUCCUUCACAUUUAGUUUUCUAUUAUACUUGUUGUCCCCAUCACAUUUAUAUAUUCUGAAAAUUUUAUAAUACUUGUAAUGUCAUCAGUUAGUCAAACCAUUGACAAAACUGUUCAUCAAGGCAAAGCUGAGAACACACCAUUUAUUAGAAAUGUCUAUCCAGGUGGGCACCAAAGCCAAGAGCCUUAGGAGUACUGUGGAAAAGCACUUUCUUCCAAUCCAACAAUUCUUUAUAGGGAUGCCAUGAGAUACCACAUGUUUGUGUCUAUGGAUUUCCAAUUUUUCCAAGGGCAGGGACCAUGUCUACUUGGCUAGCUACUAUACUCCAUCACCCAGCACUGUGCCUGGGACACAGAACAGCUAGAAUUGCGCUAGGACGCCAAUAUGAAGAGGUGGGUUCUUAUAUUCCAUCACCAAUCUCUCUUCUAUUCUAUAUGAACUGAUUGGUGGCUCUUAAAAUAUAUUGCUUUAAAAAAGUACAUCAAUUAUUAUUUGUUGUGUGUAGCAUUGCAGAAGGAGAUAAUGGUGAUUUGAACUCCCAUGAAAAUAAGAAAGAUGUUGCCACCCUGAUGAAUGGAAAUACUAGCUUACAUUGAGAGUCAUUUUCAAAUAGUUUACCUUAUUAUUUCUCACCUAAAGUCACUGAAUAUUCAAAAGCUCCUUAGACUAAGCAGAAAUGCUGUAUUUCCAUCAAGUUCUUUUCUCUUUUCAUGGAUUUACUUAUACAACCAUUACCUUUUUCUUUUCCUUUCAGACACCAGAGAAGCCUAUGAUGACAAGCAGGUGGUCACAGAGAUCAUGGCAAGAUGUUUUAUUCCGACUCUGAUAACAACUACUUCCUGGGAAAGUUUUCAUUUUAUUGGUCAUGAGAUUCGAAUUACUGAGGCCGUGGAUUGUUAUGGUGCUGUUGUUUGGCCAUCGGCCCUUGUUCUAUGCUAUUUCCUGGAAACAAAUGCAAAGCAGUAUAAUAUGGUUGACAAAAACGUGAUUGAAAUUGGAGCUGGAACAGGGCUAGUCUCCAUUGUGGCAAGUUUACUUGGUGCUCACGUGACGGCCACAGAUUUACCUGAAUUACUUGGAAACCUGCAAUAUAAUAUUUCCCGAAACACCAAAAUGAAAAGCAAGCAUUUGCCUCAGGUUAAAGAACUCUCCUGGGGAGUAGCUUUAGAUACAAACUUCCCCAGGUCUUCUAAUAAUUUUGACUAUAUUUUGGCAGCGGACGUAGUCUACGCUCAUCCUUUCUUGGAAGAGCUCCUCAUUACCUUUGACCAUCUGUGCAAAGAAACCACCAUCAUCCUGUGGGCCAUGAAAUUCAGGUUGGAGAAGGAAAAUAAAUUUGUAGAUAGAUUUAAGGAGCUGUUUGACCUGGAGGAAAUUUCCAGUUUCCCUAGCCUGAAUAUUAAGUUGUAUAAAGCUGUGAAGAAAAACCGGAGGAGCGUAUGACAUCCUCGAUGAGGACGUGGAAAUGCUAAGGCAAUUUUUAGCAAAUAAUCACUUUAAAGAAAACCCUGAAUAACUUUAUGUGCCACUGAGUUUCCCAAGGGGAAAUACACACACACACACACACACACACACACACAAAACCCCCUACUACAAGAAUAGAAGAUAGUUUCCCAAAUUUGCCUCACCCCAGGCAGUAAUUUUUCCAGAUACUGCAUGUGAGUCUGUAGGAUUGGGGUAACUUGUUCCUAGUUUGUCUCUAUCAGCACCCAGGCCCUGGGCCUGCCUUCUACUCAUGCGGUAAUAGAAGCUCUUGGCAAAGUCACACUGUGCUGUUGUUGUCUGCUCUCCUUAUUCCUUAUAUCAUCAUUUAUUAUUAUUUUAAUAAUGGUGCAAUUAUUAUUUUUAAUGUAUAAUAACAAAAUGAUAGUUUUUAAUAAUAUCUCUUCAGUGAAACUUGUUAUUCUUUUAAACAUAAGCGUAGAUGAGUCUUUAGAAAUAAUGAAAUUGACUCCAGUGGGAUCUGCAAAUAAAUCUGAACAGGCAGAUACAUAAUGUAAUGGUGAAUCUCAGACUUGUGUGGUUUUCAUUAGUGCCAGCUUAUAGGUGGUCUGUCAUCUCUGCCUGGCAGAGUAGACCUCUGAUGUAACCUCUGAUGAUAUCAGUCAAGCUUGUGGAUUUGAGGUCAUGGAUGAGGACAUUUUAUUCUGCUAAAUGAAAAGUGAAUGAAUGCAAGCAAAAAUUGUUGAGACAUUGGAGAAGUUAUUGUUUUGUUUUAAGCCAACUAUCAUUAUUUUGUAUCACAAAAACAGAAAUAAAUAUAAAUGCUUUGGGUUAAAAAUACAUAUGAAAAGAUUUAGGCCUCUAAUCUCAGAUAAUCAGACAUAUAGCUGGUUUUCAAGUUUAAAGCUCUUCUGAUGAACAUAUAUACAUCUAGAUACUUGAAAUAUUAUGUGACUUUUUCACAUAUGCUUUCCUUAGAGACUAGAAUAAAGUCUGUAGUAAUUCAAGUCAGUGCAAAAAGAGCAAAGAAUUAGGAUUUUGUACUAUGUAACUGCCUAGACGACGCUGGUUGGCAAUUACUCUGCUGUGUCCCCAGUAACAUUUUUUAGGCUGUUGCUGUGCCCUCGGGGUGAUACUUUCCUUCCUAGAAUUAGUCCUUUCUGCUUUGCUGAAAGUUUUCUGUCUACUCCAGGUUGAGUAUAGAUGAAAAGAAUAUUUUCUAGGACUCUGAUCAGUAAGUCAGGAUACAAAUAUACUCCAGUGUAUUUUAUUUUAUUUUUUUAGUACAUGUGGUUCAUGGGACCAUCUCUCAAUAAUUCCCAAUAUUUACAUAGAUCUUUGUCAUUUUCACAGUCUGUUACUUACAUAAAGUCAUUUAAUCCUCACAACCAUUCUAAGAGGUAGAAGCUAUGCUAUCCCUGCUUCACGGAUAAAGAAACUGAGGCUGAGAUGUCCCCUGGCUACACAUCUGCAGAGUGGCAGUGCUAGGACAUUCAAGUCCAGGUCUGUAUGAGCCCAAAGCUGUAUUAACCACUGCACUGUCUUUAUGUAUUUAAAACAAGAAUUUUCAAGCUUUUAAAAACAGGUGAAGUCAUUUCUUCAAAAUAUAAUAAAUAUCCAGAAAGAUAAGCAAAUAAAUUAAAAAAAUGAGAACUGUUCCAUUUUAAAACUUUUAUUUCCUAUAUGAGUAGGUCAGGGUAGGCUUGUUUCGAAGGCAGUAUUUAGGUGAAGCUGACAGGAGGUAGCAGUGCAGGUGUCUGGGGAAGGGUGUUGCAGGCAGAAGGAACAACCACACAGGGAUCUGGAGGCAGGAGCCAGCCAAUCCUCUGGAAAUAUCAAAGGCCCAGUGUGCUUGGCACAGAGUGAGCAGGAGAGGCUGGCGCAGAGUGAGCAGGAAUUCAGAGAGGCUACAGGGAGCUAGAUCACGUAGGACUGUGUUGCAGGCUGGGUUCUCUAGAAACAGACUCUGAGAGGGAAUUGGGUGAGCAGGUCAUUUUUUAGGGAGUGCUGUUGAAAUGAAGACCUAUGGAAGGGAGUGGAAGGAAGUAGGACAGAAACAGGUCAAGCUGCAAUGCAGGCCCGGUAACAGUUUGAGGUGACCCCCACAUGGAGCACUGUCCUGAGAGUGGCCUCUGGAGUUGUCCUGAUUGGGGAGAUAUGUCUGGGCCUUUAUGACCCCGUGUGGCCCAGUCAUUGGAUAUGGGCUGCCCUGGGAAGACUCUGUGACCUUGGAUGAGGUGACUUCAGCUGAGGCAGUCCUGAACACGUUGACAGCUGUGGGCUGCCUGCCACCAGCUCCAGCAGCUGGGGUUAGGUCACCCUCAAGAGGAUCUGGGUGGCUUAUCAUAGGGUCCAGCAUGAUCUUUAGGCCCCAGAAAGAGCUCUGGCUUUUCUUCUGGUGGAAUGGAGAAUCUCUGAAUGGUUUUGUGAGUAGAGGAGUGAAAUAAACUUUCCUCAUGUAAGGACCACUGUGCCUAGCAUUUUGAGACUAGAAUGGGGAGAGAUGAGACCAGGGAGAGGCUGCCGCAAUCUGAUGUGGCAGCCUGCAUUGGAGUGACAAGAAGCGGCCAGUUCUAGACGUGUUUGGCUGCCAGAGCCAACAGACCUUCCCACCAUGUAGACUGUAGAGUGUGUGGGAGAAAGAGUCAGGGCUGAGCCACUGUGCAUACAUUUAGAGUCAACAGCUUAGAGAUAGUUUGUGAAGCUCCCUCAGGGAACAAAAAGACUAGACAGAGACUAAAACAAGGACUAGGCCCCGAGUCCUUAAGAGAUCACAUAUGGGUGUGUAUACUGAGAUGAUUUUGAAGGUUCUGCACACUCUCCCCCACUCCAGUUAUAUGAGUAUCUGUUGACUCUGAACAACAUGAAUUUAAUACCACAGUGGUUUUUGAACUGGUCAGUAGAGUUCCAAGGUUCCCAAAAGCUGCCUCUAGAGGCUUCUAGGAGCCUGAGAGUUGUAAAUGCUGCAGGAACCUUGGGGUAACAAAUGAAAAAAAUGACUCCUCUGCUAAGAAAAUAUUUGAAUAUCAUUGCUAAGUUAUUUUUAGGUAGAAUACAUAAGGUGUCCUUUCAAAGACAGCAUUAGGACCAAACCAACCAUACAAUUCUAUAAAGUUCCUCUUUCUCUAUGUGCCAAUCUGUCAAACGCAGUGUUCCAGAUUCAUUGUUUUAUUCUGUUUAUAGCAUUCACACCCAAAGUUUAACACCCAGCCACACACAUCAUGUCCCUCUUCUCCACUUCAUUUGAUUAUCCACUUCAUUCUUUUAUUCUUUUGUCUUUUUGCUGCAGUUUCUCCAUACUUUUUAGAUCCAAUUUUACAAUAAUUUAAUUUCAAAAGAUGUAAUUAGAGUAGGCCUUUUCUACCUUACUUUUUUCUUUUUUUUUUGGACUGGGAAUUUAUUUGUUAACUUCCGUCCAAGGGAGUUAUACUGUGAAUUUUCGCACCUUUUUAUCUGGCUUUUUGACAAAUUAUAUUAUGUUAUUAAAAACCUUGGUCCAAUUCUUUCAGUAACUUUCUGGAUUUCCAAUAGUAUGAACUUACUGAUUGUCAAGGUUUUAAUAUAGGUUAAUGCAGAAUAGCUAUCACUCCACAGAAGACACCCCAACCUGCAGGAGAUUCUCUGCAGCUUAAAAUUACACACAGGUAACCUUGAGAGUUCUGUUCCCUAGACCGUAUCAACUGUCUUUGGAAACCAAGUACUGCACCAAAACCUUCUAUCUUGGAAUGUAAUGAUAUAUCCUCUUUUAUUUGUACCAAUUUUUGUCUACCAGAAUUUAUAAAAAAAGUUUUUUUUUCAUUCUGUAUUCAUACUCUGUUCCCUUUCUUUUGGAUAAAGAAUUGGUGACAUUGGGUAACUUCCUAACAUAUCUGCAGCCAAAUAGGAUGCUCAUUAUAUUGUGGAAGAGAUAAAGCAUAACAGAAUGGACUGUUCCUUUUCUUCAUUAAGGCCUCAGAGUCUAGGAGCUUGGCCUUCUCAGUGAAAGCCUGGUCUAUAUAGACAGAGACCAUGUCUCAUUUGUUUAGGUAGCACCAUUUGCACAUGAGCAGACAAAUAAUUUCUAAAUAUCAUUUGGAAGUGAAACACAUCCACUGAGUAGAAUUUUGAUACAAGAAGAGAUUUGCAGGUAUUAAAUUGGAAAACUAGCUGGUGAUCUUGGGUUGUAGAUAUAAAAGAAUUAAAGUCAACCCUAAGUAAAUCAGACAAGUAAGCUUAUUGAUAAGACUAAAAUAAAUUUAAUAUACUGUGCUUCUUCCUACUUCAUUUUAAUUUAGUUUUCAUGGAAAUCUGUAGGUGAAGAAAAUAAAAAUGGUCAAAAAUAUGUUUUUUUAAGUCAUAUGUAAAUUAUAAGGCGAUAAUAGGAAAUAAAAUUGGGAAUGGAGCAAGUGAAUAAUUUGUAGAAGUGUUAAUAGGAAUACAGACACAGCAAAAUUUAAAAAUUAUAGACAUUUGUGUUAGUGUGUAUGUGUGUGGACCCAGUUCCUUCUAUCUUCCUUAUGAAGCCUGGAAGUGGUUUGUGAAUGAGUUCCACACCCAGGUAUCACCGUGUUUGAGUUUGUGAUGUGAAAUUAAGUCUAGGAUAUUACCUGCAAGUCCAGUGUCAAUAUUUGCUUUGCUUUCAAGUUCCACACAAAAUCAAAGACAGCAUUCUGUAUAAUUAUACUGUAGUAUUAACGGGAUAGUUGUGUCUUAGGUGCCUUGGUUAGCAUCAAUUAGUUCUGCGGUCAUAUUAACUCCUUUUUGAAGGAUUCCUGAGCUAGACAUUCGUGUUUGCUCAGGUCGCAUAUGGCUGUGUAGUACUUAGAUUGCUGGGCAUACACUGUUGACUGCUUAUUCUGUUGAACUAACCUUUGGUCUCUAUCAUAAGCAAUGCUUUUACUCUCAAAAAUCCUGCUCAAAGGCAGGAUUUUUUCCUCUCUGUUCUUUGUUUGUUUGUUUCUAAGGCAAUUGUCUUUUCCUGAAAUCCAAUCAAGUUUUAGAAUUGGCAUUUACCAUCAAGCAAUUUCAAGGGAUUACUAAAAGCAAUAACAGAUAUCCAGGUCAGUUUUGUGAUAAAUGGUAUUAAUGGAAAAAACAUAGAAAAAUAUUGAAUAUCUUCUGCCAACCACGAACACUUUAUCAAACCAAAAAAUAUUGCUUGGUGUUUCAAACAAAAGCACAAACAGAAUAAGAUUAAAAUAUGCCAUUAAAAAUAUUUUAAUAGCUGGGCAUUAUUUCAUGAUGCUACAAAUAUAAGUAUAAAAUUUUUAAAGUGACUUAUUUGGCAAAUGCUAGAUUUUGUAGUUUAGGUUUUGAAAGUUUCUAUAUUCUCAUUGUCCAUAGUCUGUAAUGCCUAUACUCUUUGUUUUAAGUUUAAAUUACCUCCACUGGAUUUUUUUUUUUAUUUUUAGUGUCAUGAUUUAAUUUGGGUGUUCUUAUCUAGUGCCAUGAUUUAAUUUGGGCUUCUUAUCUACUUCUGUGUUUUCUUUGUUAGUAGAGUAUAAAUCAUAAUGGCAAAGGUUGUCUCUUUGUCACAAACCAUCAUAAAUAAGCCCAAAGGACAGGCCAUAAAAAUGUAAGAAAUUCUUAGAUUAAAAAACAUGAGUAAUGCUUCUACCUACCUGGCAUGCAGAGGUAAAAGUACAGUUGGCAACUGGUAAAUUAUUAACACUUUUCUACCAAGGAUUUCCUUAUUCCUUAGUAUCUCUGUGAUUAAUAGAUAGUCAAUUUAAGAAUUAGAAGAUGUAAAACAUAAUAAACACAUUUUGUAAUCACGUAUUGGAAAGAAAUUAAGGAAACAUUUUGUGCAACAUUCAAGGGGUCAGGGGAACAAAAUACUAGAACUCUUGGAAACAGAUUUCAUAUUUUUUUAAGAAAUAAUUCAAGGAGGCUUAAAGGGAAUUAUAAGAAUGCAACUAUUAAUUAAUGCGUAAUAAAUAGUUGAAUAAAGAAUAAUUAAUGCGACUACCUUUUACUUUCCUUGAAUUUUAGUUUUUCUUCUUUUGGAAGCCUCUAAUGGUUGUCAUUCAUUCAUUUAUUUAUUCAGUAUUUACUGAAAACCCACAAUGUGCCAAGCAGGGGCUGCAGACACAAAAGUGAAUAGACAGACAGAGCCAGUCCUCACGGAGGCCAUGAGCCCAGUGCAGAUGGGCAGAGGCAGAACUGGGGAUGUCCUGGUAGGGGGAAUACAUGAAAACCAAUCAGUGCUAGGUGUCCUGGCAGGGGGAGUUUAACCCACAACCAGGGCACAGUGAGGGCUUCUGGGGGAAGGUUUAGCUGGGUGAAGGAGAUGGAGGUGAGGGCAGAGAGGAGAGACAGGACAUGUCCUAGGCAGAAGGAAGUGUGUGUGCUAAGCUUUGGGGGCAAAUAGGAGUGACUUGUUCCGAUGACUCGCUGGAAAGACUGUAGCUUCUAUGAACCUUUGCUGAAGUAAUAACCAUUAUUAGUGGAAUACUCACUGCUUUCAGGACUGUUUUUAGAGAUUUCCAAUAUAGCAUCUCACUGAAUCAUCCUGACAACCCUAGCGGCAUUAACCCAAUUUAUAUAUGAAGAUAUUGCGGCUCCGCAGAAAUAAGCCUCCUCCCAGGUUACACAUGGGUGGCAGUUGUUGGGAUGGGAACCUCUGUCUCUACGGCACCAAAGCUUGUGCUGUUUACAGAGUAUGGCCUUGUGUAAGUUUUCCACUCUGAGCCCUGCAAGGAAAUCUCGAAUUUUAAUUUUAUUCUAGCUAAUUUGGAGCUAUCCAGUUUCGUAAACCUUGUCUUCGUUUGCCACCUGAUCACAAAUUAGCUUAAGUGGGCUACUCUUGAGAUGAGCCUGCAGAAAUGUACUCCUGUUCAUAAUAUGUCUCCAAGAGUAGAAUUUUAUGAAUCCACAUACAUACCCAGCAAAGACUUCACUAAGUUUUUCUUUGCAAGGAAUAUUGAGCACGUAUUAGAGAGAUUAAUUUAAAGGUGUAUGUUGAUCUUAAAACACUAAUGUGGGAAGCGAAAGACCGUAUUAUAUAAAGGAGAUGCUGAGGUGGAAGCAAAUGCUGUUCUUUUGCUUGGGCAAUGGCUCAGGAAGAAUGAAAUGAAUGAAAUGCGGGCUGCCCUCUGGUGACUUUUCAGCAGAGAAGGCCAAGGGGGUGGGGAUGAACUUUAAAACCUCAUCUGAUCUGUUUGUGGCCAUAUUCUGUGAACGGUGCUGAUGUUUAUAGGUCUGUUACUAGGCGGGAACUCUCCCUGAAUCAGCAGAGUUAAGCCAUGGGGUGAUGUGAGAACACCAGUUCUUGGAAACCACCUUUCAGCAAUCUUUCAACGGGAGGGCCUGCAUGGACUCAGGCAGCACAGCCUUCCAAUGCCAAAGACCAGGCCAUAGGGACCUAGUGGGAGAAUGGAAGGACACCAGUAUCUUUGGCAGCAAAGUGCUUGUCUAAGUGGAAAUGGCCUUUGGUGCCCGUUAGCCUGAAGUUGGCCAGGCACCUCUGUCCCUGGAGGGUGAUAUUGCAGAGUAAGCUGCAAGCCCUGGCUGGAGCCCUCCGACAGGUGACAGGAUGUAAGCUGA